Vicia villosa (hairy vetch) is the source of this 626-nucleotide messenger RNA. RefSeq lists its product as uncharacterized. Gene Ontology annotation, biological process: DNA synthesis involved in DNA repair; DNA-templated DNA replication. Gene Ontology annotation, molecular function: DNA-directed DNA polymerase activity. The transcript is spliced from 2 exons. Lineage: Eukaryota; Viridiplantae; Streptophyta; Magnoliopsida; Fabales; Fabaceae. Bases 60 to 413 code for a protein of 117 amino acids. Gene Ontology annotation, cellular component: delta DNA polymerase complex. The record is from RefSeq and is a predicted model, not a curated record.
GCUAGAGACAUUCAAGCAUUUUUCAAAAUUCAAAUUUUGAAAGAGGAUAGAGAGAGAAAAUGUCAUCAGCAAAUAUCAAAGGUUUCUACAAGCAAAGAAAAAACCCAAACACCGCCACCGCCAAUGCCAAGAAACCUCCAAUCCACGCCGCCACUUUCGGUUCCAAUGUCGCCCAACCACCAGCCCUCACUUUCUGCAACGGCAAACCAGAUCUCCAAGAUGAAUACAGCGAAAGCGAGUCGGUGUUGCGACAAUUUGACAUGAACACGGUUUACGGGCCUUGUAUUGGGAUGACGAGGCUGGCACGGUGGGAGCGCGCGGUGAAUCUUGGUUUGAACCCUCCGCAGGAGAUUGAGAAGCUUCUGAAAAGUGGUAAAGUUCAGCAAGAAUCCCUCUGGGACACUCGCAUUUAGAAUGCUUUUGUGUUCAUUAUUACUAUUAUUAUUAUUAUUAUUAUGAUAGUGUAAUAUAAUCUUUGUGUUAAGAUCUUGCUUAGGAACAGUUUCUGGCUGUGUUCCUUUUCCCAUGCUACUGUGUUUUGUUAACUUGGUGUUGCCAUGGUGUUAAGUGAAUGCUUAUGCUAUUACUAAAUGAAUUAAAUUUGUAGGCAUUAUUGAUCUUUUUCA